UUUUAAUUAGCUUAUUUAAAGAUAACUAUUUAGAAUUUAAUAUUUAGGUUAAUAGAUUCAGUAAAAAGAAUAUUGUUUGAUGUAAAAAUUCUUAAAAUCAGCUCAAAUAGAUGAAAUUAAAAUUAUAGAGUAAGUUCAAGAUAGCUUCUAUCAGUGUCGUCUUAAGGAAUUAAUUUAGCUGAUAGACUAAGUAGAUGUUAAUAGAAGUUUAGUCUGCCAUGAAAUACUUUAAUUGUUUAAAGGAAUGAGUUUGUUUAAAUCUUAAUAGAUUAAGAUGGGGUUUUAAUGUUUCGAAGAUAUAAUCUAAGAAAUUCAUCAUCGUAAGAAGAUUUUUGAAGAAAUAGAUCUAACAAUAUGGUGUAUUUAUUAGCUUUAAGCAUAAUAUUACUUGAUUUAAAAAGCUGAAGCUUAAAAUGAGAGAUUUUAUUAAUUUAUGCAAGAUUUUUUAGAACAACAUUAGCAAUUGGAUUCUUAUUAAAUGGGAGUUUUCCAAUUUGCAAAAGGAAUGUAUGUUUACAUUGAUACAUUUAGAGAAGGAUUAGAUAAACAAUGCUUAAGUUUAUUAGAGCAAUCAUAUGAAUUAGUUGAGGAUUUUAAAAUUGAGAUACUUAUUUGUUUGGGAUGGAUUUACUACAAAGAUAAGCAAUUUGAUAAGGCUUGUUAUUACUAUUAAAUACUUUAUAACUAAAACCCUAAAAUACCAAGUGUAGCUAAUAAUUAUGCAAUAGCUUUAGAAUGCUGCAAGGAGUUUGAAAAAGCUGAAUAACUCUAUCUAGAAGAAGAAAAAAUGAGAGGAUAUAAUUAAGGUAUAAUAAGCAAUAUUGCUCUUUUUUAUUCUCACAGAGGAAACAAAGAGAAAGAAUUUGAGUAUUAUUAAAAGCUAAUCUAAUUAACUCCCUUAACAGGUAAAAUUUGCCAUUAUUAUGGCGAUUACUUAAUUAAACGAGGCGAUUAAGAAGAAGGCAUAAAAUAUAUGAAAAGGGGAAUAGAAAUAGAUCCAGAUUAUUAUGGUAACUAUGAUUAGCUAUCAGAAAUUUAAUUCAAUAAUUAAAAUUGGAAUGAAUCUCUUUAGUAUACGCUAAAAUGCACUUAGAUAUUUCCUUAAGAUGGAUAUUAUUAGACACUACUAGGAGAUAGAUAUGAUGCUUUAGAUGAUUUUUUAAAUGCAAAAAAGUGUUAUAAAAAAGGAAUUAAGCUAAAAAACUAUUAAAUAUAUAAAUUACAUUCGAGUUCUAAAUUAGGCAUUUGUUAUUAUUCAUUGAAUAAAUAAAUUAAAUCAAUUGAACAGUUUUUUAUGGCAUGUAACUUUAAAAGCAUUGAAGGAUAUUCGAUAGAAGAUGUCAUUUAUAUAUCAUGUUAAAUUAUGGAACUCAUGCCUUUACAAUAAAUAAUCGAAAUCAUAGAAAAAUAACAAGGUCUACACUUAAUUUCUAGGUUUUCUUAAUUUGCUGAGCUAAGCAUGAUUUUAAGUAUAAAGUAGCACUUUCUGUAAAAGCUAGAAAUUCACAGACAAGUGCUGUCCUUGAUUAUUUAUAAAAAAUUCAUUGUAAAUCAUUUAAUGUUUCAAUCAGAAAUAAUUCAUUGGGAUUUAUUCAUAGACUGAGUGACUGAUUGAAUAAUAAUCAUUGAAUUGCAAAUAAAAUAUAUAUAUAAAUUAAGCUAACGAAUAAAAACCUUAUUUAAAUUAUUUUAUAUUUGUACAUAGAUAACCUUUAACAAAUGAUAAAUACUUACUUACUCU
This is a messenger RNA of Tetrahymena thermophila SB210, 1741 nucleotides long. RefSeq names its product tetratricopeptide repeat protein. Gene Ontology annotation, molecular function: protein binding. Lineage: Eukaryota; Ciliophora; Oligohymenophorea; Hymenostomatida; Tetrahymenidae. The transcript has a single exon. The record is from RefSeq and is a predicted model, not a curated record.